Messenger RNA from Balaenoptera musculus (blue whale), 1478 nucleotides. RefSeq names its product histone PARylation factor 1. The record is from RefSeq and is a predicted model, not a curated record. Gene Ontology annotation, molecular function: histone binding; poly-ADP-D-ribose binding. Lineage: Eukaryota; Metazoa; Chordata; Mammalia; Artiodactyla; Balaenopteridae. Gene Ontology annotation, biological process: regulation of protein ADP-ribosylation; DNA damage response. Gene Ontology annotation, cellular component: nucleus. The coding region runs from base 308 to 1363 and encodes 351 amino acids. The transcript has 8 exons.
AAACUCUAGUUAUUAGGGAUUUGGGGAUGCAGCUAGCGUGUGAGCUCAGGCAGGGGCAAUGAACUACUUUGACAGAGUGUUAGUCUUAGAGAUAAAGCAUCAAAAAUUACUAUGCGUCUACAGAGACUAUGGCCAACAGUAAUAGCCAGCAUUUAUGUAUUCUGUGCUAGCACUGUUCUGUGUAUUUUUACAAAUAAUUUAUUCUUUGUAACAACCCUAUGAUAGAGGUACUACAUGGGCCUUUUUUUGUAGUUGAGAGAACGGCACAGAGAGGUUAGGUAACUUGCCCAAGGUGACAGAGCUGGAAAUGGGAAGAGUCAAGAAUCAACCAGGGCAGCCUAACCAUUAUGCAUCACUGCCUUUCAGCAGGUGUGAAAAAGCAGUCGCCGUGAAGAAGGGUAAAUGCUGUGAAGCUGACGUGCCCAGUGACCUUCGAAAAGAAGUAGAAAGUCAUUACAGGCUUUCUCUGCCUGAAGAUUUCUAUCACUUCUGGACGUUCUGUGAAGGACUUGCUCCUGAACAGCCAGCUGAUUCACUUUCUGCAAGCCUUGGACUUCGAUUAGUGGGUCCUUAUGAUAUCCUUGCCGGAAAACAUAAAAUGAAGAAAAAGUCAGCAAGCCUGAAUUUUAACCUUCACUGGAGAUUUUACUAUGAUCCUCCUGAGUUCCAGACCAUUAUUAUUGGAGAUUGUAAAACUGAGUUCCACAUGGGGUAUUUCAGGGAUUCGCCUGAUGAACUUCCUGUAUUUGUCGGUACAAAUGAAGCAAAGAAAAAUUGUAUAAUUGUUCAAAAUGGAGAUAAUGUGUUUGCUGCAGUCAAAUUAUUUUUGAUGAAAAAACUUAAAGAAGUAACAGAUAAAAAGAAAACUAGUCUCUUGAAAACCAUAGAUGAGAAACUCACAGAAGCAGCCAGAGAACUGGGGUUCUCACUGGAGCAGAGAACCGUGAAGAUGAAACAGAGGGACAAGAAAGUCGUGACAAAGACCUUUCACGGGGCAGGCUUGGUUGUCCCAGUAGACAAAAAUGAUGUGGGAUACAGAGAGCUCCCUGAAACGGAUGCCAGUCUCAGGAGAAUCUGCAGGACGAUCGUGGAGGCCCCCAGUGAUGCUGAGAGACUCAAAGCUUUUGCUCCUGUUCAGGAAAUGAUGACUUACGUGCAGUUUGCUAAUGACGAGUGCGAUUACGGGAUGGGGCUGGAGCUGGGGAUGGACCUCUUCUGCCACGGUUCCCAUUAUUUUCAUAAAGUUGCUGGCCAGCUUUUACCUCUUGCAUAUAAUCUGUUGAAGAGGAAUCUCUUUGCAGAAAUUAUUGAAGCUCACCUGGCGGACAGAAGCAGAGAGGACGUGGACCAGCUUGCAGCAUGAGUGGGAGGUGCCUUUCUUUCGCAUACAGUAUUUCAGAGCUUCAGUAUGAAACGUGAUGUUUUGUUUUUAAGCAGUACAGAAAAUAAAUGGACAGAAGCAUUUGCUAAAAACUUUU